AUGGUUUGUCGUCGAUUUCGAAAACUUAUCCUGAACGAAUGGUUUCUUAAGAAGUAUUUUGUUGAACAUCCAAAACUUUUUGAAAACCUGAUAGUUUAUUACAAUUUUUCAAAUGUCGCUCUAGGUCAAAAUCCAUUUUGUAACUCAAUUAAAAGACUAAAACGUGGUCAAUGUGAUAACUGUAUCAAUAACCAGAGCGAAAUAAUAAUUGAGAAAGAUUCUUCUUUUGGUUAUAGUUUAAAAACUGCUGGUGAUUUCGUCAAGAUUCGCAAUGAUUAUGACCUUUUUCGGAGUCGAACGAUACUUGAAACUUGUUCCUUCUCAUUUUUCUUCUUUUUAUGCAAGCGACCAUCGAGCAAAGAUAAUAGUUGGCUAACGGUUACUUUGGAUUUAAUAGAAGAUAGACCUCGACGGAGUAGACCUAUUACUAUUUAUGUGAACGCAGAACAACAUUUAGAAUUUUCUGUCAACUACGCCUGUUGUAUUCAAACCCAACACUCGAAUUCGCCGAAAUUGCAAUUUGACAUGUGGCACCACAUUACAGUUCUAAUCGCUCAAACGUCACCCGACGAUACAUCAAUAGAACUGUACUUAAACAGUCAAAAGCUGGCAGAUUAUAAGCUUUCGAAACGUUUCCGCCCACCAUAUCAUGAUAUUAGUAUUGAAGCAUCCGUUAGGGACACUCGUCUAGCUGAAAUAUGUAUUUGGAAACGGAACCUUACGGUUAAAGAAAUUAAAACAAUUUUUGAACAACAGACAACUUUAAAGAGAGUCGAUUUUGUAACGGAUAUUUUGAGUAGAAUCCGAUAUUGA
Molecule: messenger RNA, 813 nt
Organism: Rotaria socialis
Lineage: Eukaryota; Metazoa; Rotifera; Eurotatoria; Philodinida; Philodinidae
Source: the annotation of a GenBank genome assembly